GUGAACAGCGUCAUAAUUCGUAUGAGAUUCACGCGUGCUCCGUUACAUUGAACCAAAGUUAUUCGAAAGGGAUAAUACCGCGAUAUUAAUUAAUUGGUAAAAGCGAUCUUAUGAAUUACUAAAUAUUCUUUUAACGAGAAAAAAAUCAUUGAAAUUACGACGAUUAACGGGUAAAUUAUUAAAGAGAGCCACGAAUGACUGCAAAUAAUGAAAAAUUUUAGCAAUCGCAUGGAUUUGCUAUCAACAUCUAUGGUGACUGUGCAACGAUCGAAUAAAAUAUUACACGCCAUCAAUCUCGAUGCGACCAUAGAGCAGGAUGAAUUCGAGAGUGUCUCUGAGUACUAUAUUUAUUGGGCAAUAUUGGAUGGUUUAUUAUUCAUCAUCAUAGUCGUUGGCAAUAUAUUGACUAUUCUUGCAGUCAGAUUGACUCGUAAAUUACGACAAGUAUCGUCCAAUCUUUUCGUCCUAAAUCUCGCGAUAUCCGACCUGAUGGUUGGAUUUACUUUGAUUUAUCAUCUUGCAUUUUAUAUGUACAAAAGUCUCGGCGAACACAAGCCGACUUGUAUAUUGCGUUUCGUUAUAGCGACUCUUGCUUGUUCACUGAGUUUGUACAGUCUCAUGACAAUUGCCAUUGAUCGUUACAUCGGUGUCAUGCAUCCAUUGAAAUACGCUCAACACGUUACUCGAGUAAACGUUAUCAUUAUUAUCGUCGUCGGAUGGCUCAACGCGAUCGCAAUCUCAACUGUGCCGAUCUUUUGGAACUGCUUCGACGAAGUUCACACGUGCGAGUUUCAGACUAUCCUGCCAAGGGACUAUGCAACGAUGAUUUUAUGUCCACUGGUGUGCCUGAUAUGGACGAGUUUAUUUUUCCUUUACUGGCGAAUUUGGCGUGCGGCGGAAAGUCACGCGCGUCGUCUCAGAGAAUCCGGUUUCGACAAUCCACAUUUACAUGACUGCAAAGGCUCAAAGGCUGUACUUUCGAUAUUGGGCUGUUUCUCAAUUUGCUGGCUUCCCUAUCUGAUCAUAGCAUGCACGAGACUGUUUAUAUUAAAAUCAACCGGAACUCUCUAUAAAGCCUUAUUUUCGCUGGCGAUGGCAAACAGCGGAAUGAAUCCGAUCAUCUACGCGUGGAAAAAUUCUCAGUUUCGAAAAGCUUUUCGAAAUCUUCUGCGCUUCAAGAGCCCCAAUUCUAAUACCUUCAACGCAAGCCUCAACGAUUAUCUGAAAAAACAGAGAAAAUUGACGGAACGAGAAAGUGGCUAAAUUUAUAUUAACCCGAUCGACGUGUUUGGAGCAGUAACGCAGUAUUUCAUUAGAAUUGAUGUGCGAAAGAAGCUACGCUCCAUAUUUACCAGUGUCAUUUCAAUGAAAAUAGGCAAACAAAAUAAUUUUUUAUUGUAGAUGAAUUGAAGAAAUAGUGUAAACCUAGUACGCGUG
Messenger RNA from Venturia canescens, 1437 nucleotides. It is a transcript of the gene mAChR-C, whose product is annotated as muscarinic Acetylcholine Receptor, C-type. Gene Ontology annotation, molecular function: G protein-coupled serotonin receptor activity; neurotransmitter receptor activity. The record is from RefSeq and is a predicted model, not a curated record. Bases 208 to 1263 code for a protein of 351 amino acids. The transcript has 3 exons. Gene Ontology annotation, cellular component: plasma membrane; dendrite. Lineage: Eukaryota; Metazoa; Arthropoda; Insecta; Hymenoptera; Ichneumonidae. Gene Ontology annotation, biological process: chemical synaptic transmission; G protein-coupled receptor signaling pathway, coupled to cyclic nucleotide second messenger.